GAAGACGCCGUAGAAGAAGAGUUGGUAUUGUAAACAGAAGGAUAUGGCUGACGAGAGGGGUGGAGGUGAAGACAACAUUAACGACAACAUGGGAAACCAGAUACAGCUCUUACCAGACAAUGAGGAAGAGGAGGAGGAGGAGGAGGAGGAUGACAUGGAGACUGAGGACAGAGACAGUGAAGAGGCAGAGAAGCCCAACACUAUCACCUUUGACCCCAGUCUUCCCACCUCUCAUGCUUAUUUGGGUUCAGACAUGGAGGAGUUUCAUGGCCGCACAGUCCACGAUGACGACAGCUGUCAGACUAUUCCUGUACUGCCACACACAGCUGUGAUGUUGGUUCCAGGUCAGACGCUGCCUCUGCAGCUUUUCAGGCCACAGGAGGUCAGCAUGAUGCGGAGCGUCAUCCAGAGAGACCGCACUUUUGCUGUGCUUGCACAUAGUGAUGCUGGUGACCCGGAGGCAGAGUUCGGGACAACAGCUGAGAUCUACGCGUACCGAGAGGAGGUGGAAUAUGGCAUUGAAACAGUUAAAGUGAAAGCUGUAGGAAGACAGAGGUUCAAGGUUCAUGAGAUAAGAACUCAAGCAGACGGGAUCAGACAGGCUAAAGUACAGAUUCUUCCAGAACGAAUCCUCCCAGAUCCCCUGUCAGCGGUCCAGCUGACGUCCCUGUCCAGACUCCCCGUGCAGCCCUCGUCUAAAGCCCCGACUCAGAGCUUCAAACAGGCUCAGUGCUGGUGGAGUAACUAUCAACAGAGGAAGUUUCACUGUGCCAGUGUGACUCCAUGGCCACCAUGGGUCUACGCUCUCUAUGACUCAGAGUCACUUAUGAACAGAGUAAAGAAACAGCUUCACGAAUGGGACGAGAACCUGAAGGAAGAUUCUCUCCCAACAAAUGCCGUAGACUUCUCCUACAGAGUGGCGGCCUGUCUGCCCAUAGACGACGCUCUGCGGCUCCAGCUGCUGAAGAUCGGCAGUGCCAUCCAGAGACUCCGAUGUGAGCUCGACAUCAUGGACCGGUGCACUUCACUGUGCUGUAAGCAGUGCCAGGACACGGAGAUCACCACGAAAAAUGAGAUCUUCAGUUUGUCUUUGUAUGGCCCCAUGGCGGCAUACGUCAAUCCCCACGGAUACGUUCACGAAACCUUGACUGUCUACAAAGCCAACAACCUCAACCUGGUUGGCAGGCCUUCCACACUGCACAGCUGGUUUCCAGGUUACGCUUGGACAAUCGCUCAGUGUCGAACCUGCGGAUCUCACAUGGGUUGGAAGUUCACAGCCACCAAGAAGGACUUGUCGCCGCCUCGUUUCUGGGGUCUGACUCGUUCUGCCAUGCUUCCCCGUAUCCCCCAGGGCGAAGGUGAGGGCGAGGAGGCGAGGGAAGGCUCGCGUCUCUUCUGCCUGUGACGUCGGACCAUCCUCUCUGUCGUUUAAAAACCCUGCAAACCCCCAAGCCUGGAUCUUCAGUCAGUCUGAGCCGUGAUUACAUUUAGUAAUCAAUGCAUCGCACACCACUUGUCACCCCUGGCAGCGAAUUCAUCAUAUUAGUGAAAAGGUCACUGGGUCUUUAAAUGGCAUUCUAACAGCAAAGUAAAAAGGAUACAGGUAGUGAUUUCUUAAGGGCUUGUUAAAAGUCGAAGACGACGUGGACAUGACAAGAAAGAUGUAAUAGAAUCUUUGGCAUGUGGUCGUCCUAGCAUGCAGCUCCCUAAUCUGCACCCCUGUUCAGCUGUUGUUCUCAUGGUCACUGCAAAUACUCAGAAACACAAAUUACCGCUUAAUGCACAGUGCUGUUGUCCCUUGACUCCUUUCCUCUGUAUGAUGGAGAAUGUGACUGAAUGCAGACAUGAGAUUGAAUGAGAAUCGCACUGAUGUUUGUGUAGAUCUUUUAUGACGGGGGGUUAUUUUGAACCCCGGAAUUAAAUUGGAUGUAUUUUUUUACGAAAGAAGAUUGGAAGUGAAAACAAAAUGCUAAGCCGUGCGUGGAGAUCACAAUCAUCAUCACACCAGUUUUUGUGCAAUUAACAAAAUUACAAUAAGUAUGGAUAAUAAACCUCAUUUAAACAGCGUUUGGUCAGGUGAUGAGUUUCAGUGUUGAUAAGCUUUAUCUCUAGAAGCUCCAGAAAAUAACAGACGUCUUGGUGCCUAAAGGCGUUUUUCUUUUUCUUUUUUUCCCUAAAGGUCAGAGGGCGGGUUAGGAGAGCUUUAUCAUCUUCAUUUUGAUUCACUUGUGUAGCAUGUUAACAUGGUGUGCCUACAGUCCAGCUCAGUGUCUUUGAUAGGUUUGAAAUGUAAGUGGAUGAAAGAUUAUCAGGGUUUAUUUCAGUGUUGCAGUUUUUCAUAGGUUUCAGGAUUUUAAUUCUUGCGAUUUUUGUUGCAAGGUGCUGGUUCGCGUUUGUAUAAAUGUAACUGUAAAUAAGAGGCAGUUAUGGAAUUUGUUGUGUAAUAUAACUGUUGAUCUACAGUUUGUAGAAUCUAACUCUUAUUCAUGUCUGAAUUGUCAAAAAAAAAGUCAGUAAUUAGGCAGUUUCUUCAAGUGGGAAAACUUUCAAUUAAAAUAUUCUCAUGGAUUAUCAUUGAGGCCAAAGCACGAUGUCACAUGGGUUAUACAGUUAACUCACAUAGACUUUGUUUAGAAUUAACUGUCAUAUUACUCUUAAAUAUCUUAAAAUGUGAGCUUCCUCAGAUAUUUGUUUAGAUUACUUACAGUUUUCUGUCUCACAACAUAUCACAUCAUAUUAUUUCGUCAAGUUGAACCAGUCCAGUGACUUUACCAGCCUAAGAAUAACUCAUCGUCUCUCAGAUCCUGCUCUAAAACCUUUUGAUCCUUUUCUUUGUAACAGCAGAGUUUCAUCAUUUGCCAGGUUUCCACCCUUUCAUGUAACAGUAAUAAAAUUAAGGAUGCGUCAUUCAAGAAAAUUGAUGAUGUGACUCCAGAGAAGGCCUUUGCUUGUUUUUUCAUGUCAUUUUGUGAAACACAGAAAAAUAAACAUCCAGUUAUGAUAUCGCUUU
Sphaeramia orbicularis (orbiculate cardinalfish) is the source of this 3010-nucleotide messenger RNA. RefSeq names its product cereblon (gene crbn). Gene Ontology annotation, cellular component: Cul4A-RING E3 ubiquitin ligase complex. NCBI's taxonomy places the organism in Eukaryota, Metazoa, Chordata, Actinopteri, Kurtiformes, Apogonidae. Bases 44 to 1405 code for a protein of 453 amino acids. The record is from RefSeq and is a predicted model, not a curated record. Gene Ontology annotation, biological process: protein ubiquitination. The transcript has 11 exons.